This is a messenger RNA of Phytophthora nicotianae INRA-310, 423 nucleotides long. RefSeq lists its product as hypothetical. The record is from RefSeq and is a predicted model, not a curated record. NCBI's taxonomy places the organism in Eukaryota, Oomycota, Peronosporomycetes, Peronosporales, Peronosporaceae. Bases 1 to 423 code for a protein of 140 amino acids. The transcript is spliced from 5 exons.
AUGGAUAAAAUCCAGACCACGUGGAUCCAGGCAGUUGACGAUCACGAUCUGGUCUUUUUUGUCCUUGUUGCUAUGAUCAACCGAAUCAAGGAGAAGCUGUCAGUACGGAGGAAACGCGGAUUGAAUACCAGCACUGUCGACACCAGUAUUACAGGUGGAAGCCACUCGUCUCCCCAUCAUCAGCGUCAAUUCGAACCAGCCCAAGUGACGAAGGUUGGCUUUCCCGAAUACAGCUACGUGGUAAUCACGUCGAGUGGUCAACAACAGAAAAUCAACUGCGUCCACGUCAAGCAAUGGCAGAGAAGAGCUCAAGUGGCUUCUGGCUUCUUCAUGUGGAACCCCAGUUCGCAAGUAUUUAUCGGUGGACAAGCUACUCGACUACUCGACUUGGCGGUGUACGAGCAGCAGAAUCAAGCGUUCUGA